This is a messenger RNA of Capsella rubella, 897 nucleotides long. RefSeq names its product reticulon-like protein B14. The transcript has 5 exons. The record is from RefSeq and is a predicted model, not a curated record. Lineage: Eukaryota; Viridiplantae; Streptophyta; Magnoliopsida; Brassicales; Brassicaceae. The coding region runs from base 162 to 809 and encodes 215 amino acids.
AUACCUUUCCCUUUUCUCAAAUUGCUUUCUUCUUUAUGAAUCCAAGAACAAAACCUUUCUUAUCCUAAGAGUUUGUAACUAUAUAGUAAACCUUGAAUCUUAGACCUUAGCUCACAAAAAAGGCUACAGUUGUUUCGAAACCCGAUACCAAAACAACAAUAAUGGCUGUUUAUGGAUACGAAAUGGAUGAACAUAGAGCUUCUUCAUCGAGACGACGAAGAUCUUUGUACCACAAUCUAGGAGGAGGGAGAUUUGCUGAUAUAAUGUUCUGGAAGAACAAGAAAGAAUCAGGAACAAUCUUGGCUGUAUUCACAUUGAUAUGGUUCUUGUUCGAAGUGGUUGAGUAUCCUUUUAUAACAUUCCUCUGCCAGAUCCUCUUGAUCUCUAUUUUCAUAUUCCUCAUUUGGUCGUACAUUGGCUCCUCACAACUAAUCAAGAGAAAACCUCCAAGUAUCAAUGAUCUAAAGGUUUCGGAAUCUACUUGGAGAUUCUUGUUCACCAAGAUAAACUGGUUCAUCAUCAAUUUGCAUGAUAUCUCAAGUGGCAAAGACUUCAGACUCCUUUUUCUGGCCGUUAUUUCACUGUGGAUAUUAUCAGUGGUUGGAAACUAUUUCAGCUCUUUAACUCUGUUAUACAUUGUAUUUGUGGGUUUGGAGACAAUACCAAUGUUGUAUGAGCUAUACGAAGAAGAACUGAGUUACGCAGCAAGUAAAAGCGGGAGGGACAUGAAGAAGCUCCUAAACAACUUCAACUCCAAAGUCAUUAACAAGAUUCCUAAAGCUCAAUCUAAAAGUAGGAAGACUAUGUAAACUUUAUGUGUAUAUAUCAAAUCAUCUGUAAAAAUUUGUCACAUUUAUAAAUCACACUAAAUACCAUUUCACCUAUUUUUCUUUCAAA